Molecule: messenger RNA, 1092 nt
Organism: Penicillium crustosum
Lineage: Eukaryota; Fungi; Ascomycota; Eurotiomycetes; Eurotiales; Aspergillaceae
Exons: 5
Coding region: 1-1092 (363 amino acids)
Source: RefSeq, a predicted model, not a curated record
AUGGCAGAGAUUGAUGAUCAACGCAGCAGAGUCCCAGAGCCAGUGUUCUUGGGCGUUGUAUGGGCUCUCACGGGCAUGUCGUUUAUAUUUGUUGUAUUUCGUGUCUAUGCUCAAAUUACCGCAUUUCGUCGACUAUUCCUGGAUGAUUCCCUCGUUGUCCUCUCAUGGAUUAUUAUACUCAUAGCCGUGGUCGUUUGGCAAAUCCUGGGGAAGAUUCUUUACGAGUUAUACGCGAUCAGCGCUGGCACAAAGCCAUUCACCCUUGAAUUCCUUCCGAGGUACUAUACAUUCAUGCGCUUUAAUGCUCCGUUUGAGAUAUUAUUUUACUCGGCGCUGUGGUGUGUUAAAUUCUCAUUCAUGGCACUCUUCUACCGAAUCAGUGCCAAGGUCAAGUCUCUCCGUAUCUGGUGGUUCGUGGUCCUUUUCUGUACAGCGAGUGUUUUUAUUGCAUCGGUGGCCGAUAUCGAAUACAAAUGCAGUUUCGGCGGAGGGCAGGAUUAUAUCAUCACUGAAUGUCCCCAGCCUAAUCACGUUCAUUAUGAGAAUCGCAUGCUCUGGGCCAACUGUGCUGGAGAUGUUACCGCGGACUUGAUGAUUCUGUCUAUUCCCUUCCUUGCGCUGUGGAAAACGCGAAUCUCGCUCCGCAAAAAGCUCAUCCUGCUCAGCAUUUUCUCGGCGACUAUCUUCAUUAUGGUCACCGCUAUACUCCGAGUGGCCGUCGGGAUGACCUAUGACGGUCAGAUGAAUAUUGACUGGCUAUGUUUCUGGAGCUUUGUUGAGGUGGAUGUUGCCAUUAUUGUCUCCUGUGUCGCCUCUCUCCGGCAGCUCUUCGUAGCUUCACAGAAUCAGAGCUCAUCUGUAAAAGCAGCUUACAAUGAUACGAACGAGCCCAUUCUGAAAAAGGCAAAAGAGGGGUAUAGCCAGAAUCUGUCGCGGUCUGGUGGGGAUAUCGAAGCACCCACCAAUGAUGAUGUCCCCAUGUCUCCAUUGAGUGUUGUACAUGUUCUUCAAGAGUUUGAAGUGACUCGCGUUGAUGCAGGCCAGUCUACUAAUGGUGACGAGUCAUAUAGACAUCAGACUAGCUUUGCCUAG